This is a messenger RNA of Macaca mulatta (Rhesus monkey), 6600 nucleotides long. It is a transcript of the gene ITGB4, whose product is annotated as integrin subunit beta 4. Gene Ontology annotation, biological process: hemidesmosome assembly; cell-cell adhesion; cell communication. Gene Ontology annotation, molecular function: integrin binding. The record is from RefSeq and is a predicted model, not a curated record. NCBI's taxonomy places the organism in Eukaryota, Metazoa, Chordata, Mammalia, Primates, Cercopithecidae. Gene Ontology annotation, cellular component: cell surface; focal adhesion; membrane.
AAGUAGCUUGUUCAAGCGUGCACCGAGGACCCGACCCUUCCUCGGAUCUCCCUCUGGACACAACGUGAGGUUAGGGGGUAGGAGGCUGAGAGGACCCUGUGAACUGCAGAGCGGAGCUGGGACGGGGAGUCAGGCCUCGCGAUCGGGCCGGGGGCACUCCCUGGGCCCAUGCCUCGCCCUGGCACGGGGAGCAGGGAGGGGGUACGCGGCUGACGGCCGUCGGGGCAGCAACAGCACAGCCCGGCGGUGGCUCGCCGCCCAGACUCGGGGCAGGGAAGGUUCCCGUGCGGGCGGGGGGCUAAGAGGCCGCCUCCAGCCCGGGGCAUCCCGUGCACCCGAGCCUGGAGCCCGGAGCCUGGAAGGGUGAAGGCGCCCCGAGCUCGGGACCAAACUGGAGGCAGAGGGAGAGCGGUGGCUCCUCCCCCGGCCCCCGCCGCUGGCCGAUCGGAGCGCUGGGCGGGCGCCGCGGGAGCCGCAGCCCUUUCCGGGGGGCGGACCCGGCAACGGCGGCACCCAGCUCCUGCCCCGACAGGUGCGCGCCGCGCGAAGGAAUGCGGCCCGCCUGACUCACCAGCGCCUCCUUCCUACCUGCGCGCCCGCCCCAUAAAGUGCUGCCCGCCCCGUCCUCCCCCCCCAACCCCCGUGCUCGCCCUCAGACCGUCCCGGCUCGCCCGCGCGCUGCAGCCCCAUCUCCUAGCGGCAGCCCAGGCGCAGAGGGAGCGAGUCCGCUCCGAGGUAGGUCCAGGACGGACGCACGACAGCAGCCGAGGCUGACCGGGAGAGGAGCUGGCAGUGAAGGCUUGGAGUCUCCAUCCUGGGGACCGAGGGAAGGACAGCAGGAGGGACAGCAGGGGAGGAGGAAGAGGAUGGCAGGGCCACGCCCCAGCCCAUGGGCCAGGCUGCUACUGGCAGCCUUGAUCAGCGUCAGCCUCUCUGGGACCUUGGCAAACCGCUGCAAGAAGGCCCCAGUGAAGAGCUGCACGGAGUGUGUCCGUGUGGAUAAGGACUGCGCCUACUGCACGGACGAGAUGUUCAGGGACCGGCGCUGCAACACCCAGGCGGAGCUGCUGGCCGCAGGCUGUCAGCGCGAGAGCAUCGUGGUCAUGGAGAGCAGCUUCCAGAUUACAGAGGAGACCCAGAUUGACACCACCCUGCGGCGCAGCCAGAUGUCCCCCCAGGGCCUGCGGGUCCGGCUGCGGCCCGGUGAGGAGCGGCACUUUGAGCUGGAAGUGUUUGAGCCCCGGGAGAGCCCCGUGGACCUGUACAUCCUCAUGGACUUCUCCAACUCCAUGUCCGAUGAUCUGGACAACCUCAAGAAGAUGGGGCAGAACUUGGCUCAGGUCCUGAGCCAGCUCACCAGUGACUACACUAUUGGAUUUGGCAAGUUUGUGGACAAAGUCAGCGUCCCGCAGACAGACAUGAGGCCUGAGAAGCUGAAGGAGCCCUGGCCCAACAGUGACCCCCCCUUCUCCUUCAAGAACGUCAUCAGCCUGACAGAAGAUGUGGAUGAGUUCCGGAAUAAACUGCAGGGGGAGAGGAUCUCAGGCAACCUGGACGCUCCUGAGGGCGGCUUCGAUGCCAUCCUGCAGACGGCCGUGUGCACGAGGGACAUUGGCUGGCGCCCGGACAGCACCCACCUGCUGGUCUUCUCCACCGAGUCGGCCUUCCACUAUGAGGCUGACGGUGCCAAUGUGCUGGCUGGCAUCAUGAGCCGCAACGAUGAACGGUGCCACCUGGACGCCACGGGCACCUACACCCAGUACAGGACACAGGACUACCCGUCGGUGCCCACCCUGGUGCGCCUGCUCGCCAAGCACAACAUCAUCCCUAUCUUUGCUGUCACCAACUACUCCUACAGCUACUACGAGAAGCUUCACACCUAUUUCCCUGUCUCCUCGCUGGGGGUGCUGCAGGAGGACUCGUCCAACAUCGUGGAGCUGCUGGAGGAGGCCUUCAAUCGAAUCCGCUCCAACCUGGACAUCCGGGCCCUAGACAGCCCCCGAGGCUUUCGGACAGAGGUCACCUCCAAGAUGUUCCAGAAGAUGAAGACUGGGUCCUUUCAGAUCCAGCGGGGGGAAGUGGGCAUAUACCAGGUGCAGCUGCGGGCCAUCGAGCACGUGGAUGGGACGCACGUGUGCCAGCUGCCGAAGGAGGACCAGAAGGGCAACAUCCAUCUGAAACCUUCCUUCUCUGAUGGCCUCAAGAUGGACGCGGGCAUCAUCUGUGAUGUGUGCCCCUGCGAGCUGCAAAAAGAGGUGCGGUCAGCUCGCUGCAACUUCAAUGGAGACUUCAUGUGUGGACAGUGUGUGUGCAGUGAGGGCUGGAGUGGCCAGACCUGCAACUGCUCCACCGGCUCUCUGAGUGACAUUCAGCCCUGCCUGCGGGAGGGUGAGGACAAGCCAUGCUCGGGCCGUGGGGAGUGCCAGUGCGGGCACUGUGUGUGCUACGGCGAAGGCCGCUACGAGGGUCAGUUCUGCGAGUAUGACAACUUCCAGUGUCCCCGCACUUCUGGGUUCCUCUGCAAUGACCGAGGACGCUGCUCCAUGGGCCAGUGUGUGUGUGAGCCUGGUUGGACAGGCCCAAGCUGUGACUGUCCCCUCAGCAAUGCCACCUGCAUCGACAGCAAUGGGGGCAUCUGUAAUGGACGUGGCCACUGUGAGUGUGGCCGCUGCCACUGCCACCAGCAGUCGCUUUACACGGACACCAUCUGCGAGAUCAACUACUCAGCGAUCCACCCGGGCCUCUGCGAGGACCUACGCUCCUGCGUGCAGUGCCAGGCAUGGGGCACCGGGGAGAAGAAGGGGCGCACGUGUGAGGAAUGCAACUUCAAGGUCAAGAUGGUGGACGAGCUUAAGAGAGCCGAGGAGGUGGUGGUGCGCUGCUCCUUCCGGGACGAGGACGAUGACUGCACCUACAGCUACACCAUGGAAGGCGACGGCGCCCCUGGGCCCAACAGCACCGUCCUGGUGCACAAGAAGAAGGACUGCCCUCCCAGCUCCUUCUGGUGGCUCAUCCCCCUGCUCCUCCUCCUCCUGCCGCUCCUGGCCCUGCUGCUGCUGCUCUGCUGGAAGUACUGCGCCUGCUGCAAGGCCUGCCUGGCACUUCUCCCUUGCUGCAACCGAGGUCACAUGGUGGGCUUUAAGGAAGACCACUACAUGCUGCGGGAGAACCUGAUGGCCUCAGACCACCUGGACACGCCCAUGCUGCGCAGCGGGAACCUCAAGGGCCGUGACGUGGUCCGCUGGAAGGUCACCAACAACGUGCAGCGGCCUGGCUUUGCCACUCAUGCCGCCAGCAUCAACCCCACAGAACUGGUGCCCUACGGGCUGUCCUUGCGCCUGGCCCGCCUUUGCACCGAGAACCUGCUAAAGCCUGACACUCGGGAGUGUGCCCAGCUGCGCCAGGAGGUGGAGGAGAACCUGAACGAAGUCUACAGGCAGAUCUCCGGUGUACACAAGCUCCAGCAGACCAAGUUCCGGCAGCAGCCCAAUGCUGGGAAAAAGCAAGACCACACCAUUGUGGACACAGUGCUGAUGGCGCCCCGCUCGGCCAAGCCAGCCCUGCUGAAGCUUACAGAGAAGCAGGUGGAACAGAGGGCCUUUCAUGACCUCAAGGUGGCCCCCGGCUACUACACCCUCACUGCAGACCAGGACGCCCGGGGCAUGGUGGAGUUCCAGGAGGGUGUGGAGCUGGUGGACGUACGGGUGCCCCUCUUUAUCCGGCCUGAGGACGACGAGGAGAAGCAGCUGCUGGUGGAGGCCAUCGAUGUACCUGCGGGCACUGCCACCCUUGGCCGCCGCCUGGUAAACAUCACCAUCAUCAAGGAGCAAGCCAGAGAUGUGGUGUCCUUUGAGCAGCCUGAGUACUCGGUCAGCCGUGGGGACCAGGUGGCUCGCAUCCCUGUCAUCCGGCGCGUCCUGGACGGCGGGAAGUCUCAGGUCUCCUACCGCACGCAGGAUGGCACUGCACAGGGCAACCGGGACUACAUCCCUGUGGAGGGUGAGCUGCUGUUCCAGCCUGGAGAGGCCUGGAAAGAGCUGCAGGUGAAGCUCCUGGAGCUGGAAGAGGUCGACUCCCUUCUGCGGGGCCGCCAGAUCCGCCGUUUCCACGUACAGCUCAGCAACCCUAAGUUUGGGGCCCACCUGGGCCAGCCCCACUCCACCACCAUCAUCAUCAGGGACCCAGAUGAGCUGGACCGGAGCCUCACGAGUCAGAUGGUGUCAUCACAGCCACCCUCUCACGGUGACCUGGGCGCCCCGCAGAACCCCAAUGCUAAGGCCGCUGGGUCCAGGAAGAUCCAUUUCAACUGGCUGCCCCCUUCUGGCAAGCCAAUGGGGUACAGGGUAAAGUACUGGAUUCAGGGUGACUCUGAGUCCGAAGCCCACCUGCUCGACAGCAAGGUGCCCUCAGUGGAGCUCACCAACCUGUACCCGUAUUGCGACUAUGAGAUGAAGGUGUGCGCCUACGGGGCUCAGGGCGAGGGACCCUACAGCUCCCUAGUGUCCUGCCGCACCCACCAGGAAGUGCCCAGCGAGCCAGGGCGUCUGGCCUUCAAUGUCGUCUCCUCCACGGUGACCCAGCUGAGCUGGGCCGAGCCGGCUGAGACCAACGGUGAGAUCACAGCCUACGAGGUCUGCUAUGGCCUGGUCAACGACGACAACCGACCUAUCGGGCCCAUGAAGAAGGUGCUGGUUGACAAUCCUAAGAACCGGAUGCUGCUCAUUGAGAACCUUCGGGAGUCCCAGCCCUACCGCUACACGGUGAAGGCGCGCAACGGGGCCGGCUGGGGGCCUGAGCGGGAGGCCAUCAUCAACCUGGCCACCCAACCCAAGCGGCCCAUGUCCAUCCCCAUCAUCCCUGACAUCCCCAUCGUGGACGCCCAGAGCGGGGAGGACUACGACAGCUUCCUUAUGUACAGCGAUGAUGUUCUACGCUCUCCAUCUGGCAGCCAGAGGCCCAGCGUCUCUGAUGACACCGGCUGCGGCUGGAAGUUCGAGCCCCUGCUGGGGGAGGAGCUGGACCUGCGGCGCGUCACGUGGCGGCUGCCCCCGGAGCUCAUCCCGCGCCUGUCGGCCAGCAGCGGGCGCUCCUCCGACGCCGAGGCGCCCCACGGGCCCCCGGAGGACGGCGGCGCGGGCGGGAAGGGGGGCAGCCUGCCCCGCAGUGCGACACCCGGGCCCCCCGGAGAGCACCUAGUGAAUGGCCGGAUGGACUUUGCCUUCCCGGGCAGCGCCAACUCCCUGCACAGGAUGACCACGACCGGUGCCGCUGCCUAUGGAACCCACCUGAGCCCCCACGUGCCCCACCGAGGACUAAGCACAUCCUCCACCCUCACACGGGACUACCACUCGCUGACCCGCUCGGAACACUCACACUCGACCACACUGCCCAGGGACUACUCCACCCUCACCUCCGUCUCCUCCCACGACUCUCGCCUGACCGCUGGUGUGCCCGACACGCCCACCCGCCUGGUGUUCUCUGCCCUGGGACCCACAUCUCUCAGAGUGAGCUGGCAGGAGCCACGGUGCGAGCGGCCGCUGCAGGGCUACAGCGUGGAGUACCAGCUGCUGAACGGCGGCGAGCUACAUCGGCUCAACAUCCCCAACCCUGCCCAGACCUCAGUGGUGGUGGAAGACCUCCUGCCCAACCACUCCUAUGUGUUCCGCGUGCGGGCCCAGAGCCAGGAAGGCUGGGGCCGAGAGCGUGAGGGUGUCAUCACCAUCGAAUCCCAGGUGCACCCGCAGAGCCCACUCUGUCCCCUGCCAGGCUCCGCCUUCACUUUGAGCACUCCCAGCGCCCCAGGUCCGCUGGUGUUCACUGCCCUGAGCCCAGACUCGCUGCAGCUGAGCUGGGAGCGGCCACGGAGGCCCAAUGGGGAUAUCGUCGGCUACCUGGUGACCUGUGAGAUGGCCCAAGGAGGAGGGCCAGCCACUACAUUCCGGGUGGAUGGCGACAGCCCCGAGAGCCGGCUGACCGUGCCGGGCCUCAGCGAGAACGUGCCCUACAAGUUCAAGGUGCAGGCCAGGACCACUGAGGGCUUCGGGCCAGAGCGCGAGGGCAUCAUCACCAUAGAGUCCCAGGAUGGAGGCCCCUUCCCACAGCUGGGCAGCCAUGCCGGGCUCUUCCAGCACCCACUGCAAAGUGAGUACAGCAGCAUCACCACCACCCACACCAGCGCCACCGAGCCCUUCCUAGUGGAUGGGCUGACCCUGGGGGCCCAGCACCUGGAGGCAGGCGGCUCCCUCACCCGGCAUGUGACCCAGGAGUUUGUGAGCCGGACGCUGACCACCAGCGGAACCCUCAGCACCCAGGUGGACCAACAGUUCUUCCAAACCUGAUCCCACCCUGCCUCACCCCCGCCAUGUCCCACUAGGCAUCCUUCCAACUCCUCUCCCAGAGCCUCCUCAGCUACUCCACCCUUGCACCCCUGGCCGCCCAGCCCACCCACAUGCACAGAGCAGGGGCUAGGUGUCUCCUGGGAGGCAUGAAGGGGGCAAGGACCCCCUCUCUGGGCCCAAACCUAUUUGUAACCAAAGAGCUGGGAGCAGCACAAGGACCCAGCCUUUGUUCUGCACUUAAUAAACAGUUUUGCUACUGCUA